ACUGACUUGACUCUUGCGAGCGCAGCGAAGAAGAGAUGGGAAAUUCGAAAUCGAAGAUGAAGCGUGCGGGGAAAACGGGCAGGAAGAGUGGGAACAGUGCUCGGUUCGAAGGCAAAUUAUCCGAUCAGAUCGAGGAAUUCGCGAAUGAUCCGCAAUUAACCGUGUUGAAGCAAACUAUCAGAAGGAAUCCAGAGUUGUUCAUACUGAACAAUCUCAUGAUGUGCGUUCAAUUCUUCGGGAAUUACGAAGAGGAAAUCAAGCAUCUGAAGAGGACGCUCCUCGAGGAGUCCUCCCUCGAGAAGAAAAUGAACCAGCAAUUGCCCCCGCAGAAACGGGUCCUGAUUCCGGACAUUCUUCAGGAGCACAUCGCCCGCCACAUCGGCUUCAUCUCGAGACGGCAAAAUUUUCGUCCGACGAUCGAACCCCUUCAACCUGUCCGCAUAUACAUGAUCCACGACAACGUCGACAUCACGGAGAAGAAUUACUCGUCGCAGCAUUACAGCAACGUGAACGAUUCCAUCAUGUACAACAUACUGUUGAAACCCACGAAACACGAAGGUUACGUGCAGCUUCAAGUAUUGGACGAUUUCUUCCUGAAAAGGAAAACGACCAAGGAGGACGACAGUAUGGAUCUGUCGUCCAUACUCGAGGACGACGACGAGUCGUACAGCGAUGGCAGUAUUUACGGGCCGAAGCCAAGCUCGAAUAUAUCCGUGAAUUCGGCGAUCGCGUACAAAUCCAAGCAGGAGGUGUUGAGAAGCAGGCUCAAGCACGCGAGAUCGAUGCCCAACUUGAUCGAGGACUUGUCCCGCCCCGGCAAUUACGACAACGGUGGAUCCGAGGAGCGAAGGACUCGGUCGAAGGAGAGAGGAGGAGGGGAGCGAGAGAAUCGAGGGUGGCAGAAGGAGGCGCAACAGUCCAAGUUCGAAGGUACGUUGGGGAACCAGGAUCACCCGAGCAGCAACAGUUCCGGCUACCGUUCCGACAAUUACGCGACGUACAACGAGAGCCACAGCUCUCGAGUGUCCCAAGCCUCGUCCACCUUCGACGAGAUGGACGAGUCUUGGAUAACGAAGGGGGAAUUUCCCAAGCGUUGCUUCAAAAAGGUCACGUACACGAGCGAGGGGAAGAUCUACAACCCGGCCGAGGAGAAGAUGCAGCUGUUGAACAGCAAGCAGCGAAGGAUCAGGUUGGCCCUGAACCGUCACAACUACGACCUGUACUACGUGAGCAGCACCGAGUUCAUGAAACACUUCAUCAAAUUGUUCGUCUACCGGUACGGGGACUCGUUGUACUUCGACCGGGAGACGGUGGAGGACGUGAAACGGGAGGGAUGCGUGCUCUACUGUGACAAAAUCAUGAUAUCGGACGCGUUCAAGGACAGCCAGAUAGAACAGUACGAGAUAAUACCCGCAAUCUGGCUCGAGUGGCCGAUCUGCGCCAAGGAGUGGUUGAACAGGUCCAGGGACGGCUGGCCCAGGGACAACGACAUCGACAAGGUGAAAGAUUUCGGGUGUUACGUCGUGCCGGAAGGCUACGUGGCGAAAAGUGGAAACGGCAAUCUCAUCGAGGAUCUCGAAUGGCAGCUCACGUUCCCGACCGCCGAAAGGUAUCUCGAGACAUGCAUGACCCAGGCCCAGGUGCAGGUGUAUCUGAUCGCUUUAAUGCUGCACAAGACGUUCAUGAGGCCGGUAUUCGACACCAUGUUCGGGAUGACGACGGCUCAUAUAAGGCACAAGUUGUUCUGGAUGAUCGAGGAGAACGACAAGCCGUCGAAAUGGCCCGACUACGGGACGGGGGGGUGUUUGUUGAAGCUGCUCAACUCGUUGUAUUACAACAUCAGCCAGAACGAGCCCGUGUUGAACGAUUACUUCAUCAAGGGUAGGAAUCUCUUUCGGCGGAUACCCUGCGAACACCUUCUCCACACGCAGAAGCAGCUGAAGCGGAUCACCGAGAACCCGAUCAUGUACGUUUUUCACGCGAUGGAGAACAUCCAGUACAGGAAUAAUUUUUUCCCGAGAUUGGAUUUCGAGAUGUUGCUGAGAAUAUUGACGGGCGAAACGUUGAUCCUCGUCAAUCCGACGUUGAACCGAUACAUCGGGAAUCAACCGCAGCAAAAGAACGUGGUCGUUCAGGAGGACAAGUACGACGAGAGAGGAUUUUGGGACACGGUGAAGGAGCAACGGGCCAAGCCAAAUCCCGUCCAAUCCAUCACCAAUAAAACGUUGAUCAACACGCGCAAAGCUACGGAUUCUAUCAUCGAAAUCUCGACUCGAUGCGGUGAGUUGGAAGGUCCAAGGCUAUGUAUACUUUUGAAAUUCUUCAUAGAGCAUUUCAUAGAAAUUGCUAAGUGUUGUAAUCAAUACAAAGCGUAUCGACAGAAAACUACGUAUCUCAAUCAAGCCGAUAGAUUGUCCAUUCUCCUUUUCGAGGAUGAGAAUUACAGGAACGAUGCUAAAAGUUAUCGUGAGAAAAUAAAAAGUCUCAGGACGGCGAGCUCAAAACCGCAAAACGAUCCGUCAAGUAAUCCGUCGAAUAUUUCCCUAAAAAAUUCGGAGAAGGCCAUAUACGUUGAAUCGUUGAACGAUCGCUUUACAUCGAAACAAACUGUUCAUUCAACGGAAACGAAACAAAAAUUGUCAGAGAAGCGAUCUGAUGAAGAGAAUAAUCGUAUUGUUAUAAAAGCAAUUGUUCAUGAGAGACAAUACGAAGAGCCGGAUAGUUUGAACUUGAAAAGUGGGAGUAAAAGCGUAACGAUUAGUCAAAACGAGAAUCAAAUUUUAAAAUCGAAAGAAAAUAAGCCUCAAUCGCUGCCAUUUUUAACUUCUAUCAAAUUAAAAGAAUCUACGAAUAUUUAAAAGUGCGCGCGACAA
Molecule: messenger RNA, 2873 nt
Organism: Apis florea (little honeybee)
Lineage: Eukaryota; Metazoa; Arthropoda; Insecta; Hymenoptera; Apidae
Source: RefSeq, a predicted model, not a curated record